This is a messenger RNA of Neodiprion fabricii, 1134 nucleotides long. RefSeq lists its product as uncharacterized. The record is from RefSeq and is a predicted model, not a curated record. The transcript is spliced from 5 exons. Bases 18 to 896 code for a protein of 292 amino acids. NCBI's taxonomy places the organism in Eukaryota, Metazoa, Arthropoda, Insecta, Hymenoptera, Diprionidae.
UGACGCUGACCGCUAGUAUGAUAUAUGUUUACGAUACGAUAUACGGUACGACAUAUAUUUUAAAAAAUAUGAGGUGGUGCCUAGCGAUAUUGUGUCUUGGACUCUCAUCUACAAUAUGUUCUGGACAGAUGUGCGAGCCCGUUUAUGGGGUGGACUUCGAAUUGCUGACCUCUGCAUAUGCGGCGGGUGCUGAAAGUUUUCCAACACCGACUAUCGAGUAUCAUGAUCGCUCAGCGUGCAAAUUUGGAAUGAAAUACACGAAUGACGUAAUGUCAUACAUCGAAUCACUUUUCCUCAAUGUAUACCUUCAGGCUGAUCAGACAGGUCAUCAACUGAUCAAGGCUGUUAAAAGUUGCUCUAAUGUGUUAAGAGGAGCGAUCUUAUCCAUUGGGAACCUUAAAGAGACAGAGACCAGUAUGGAAGAAGGUUUGAUAUCGCUGAUUGGACAGGUUAACGUAUUUUUGAAUCUACUUCCUGGAAACGUGGACGUCAAAUUGGCGGCUCUACCCGAUUUACCUGCGGAACAAGUAACUAUCCCGCUUUCCAUUGACAAGGAGCUAUCAGCGGCUGAUUUGUUUCUCCAUUGGGCAGAAACAGCAGACUCGGUUUUCACCAGAGUGUAUGGGUACAUUACUGGAAUGUUCCUAUCCGGCUGGAGUAACGCUAGGUUGUAUUUCAACGCCGUUGGAACACAAAUUCGUAACCAGGUUCUGACUUCCAUAGCCUUGACUAACUACAAGAUUGCCGUUGCCGAAGUGCUCAGUCAGUCUGAUCUAAUUCAAAGUCACUGCACAAACGAAACAUGGGGAUUAUUCCAAGAAGUCGCUUUUAAAGUAGCUGCAAUUUCGCACAACGUGCAAGACGCGUUGGAAAACUAUAACACAUGCCUUGCAUAAUGGAACAUAUACGUACAUCGUACACUACCUUUCUAUCUAUCGUUAUAUCAAAUGAAUUUAUUGCCUUAUCUAAUUUGCGUGAUAUGAAAAUACAAUAUUUGCCAAUUCAUUUACUUAAAAAUUGAAGCCCAUCGAUAGUCAAGCGUCUAAUUUUAUAAUUAUGGUAUAAGAUAUUCCUGGAUACCCCGUAGAAAUUUGUGCUGGAUGCAAAAUAAAACUCACUUGCAAUGAAAGAAAA